Molecule: messenger RNA, 1612 nt
Organism: Vidua macroura (Pin-tailed whydah)
Lineage: Eukaryota; Metazoa; Chordata; Aves; Passeriformes; Viduidae
Gene: OSGEPL1
Product: O-sialoglycoprotein endopeptidase like 1
Exons: 8
Coding region: 318-1565 (415 amino acids)
Biological process (GO): tRNA threonylcarbamoyladenosine modification
Cellular component (GO): mitochondrion
Source: RefSeq, a predicted model, not a curated record
GCCACACGGAGACGACGCGAGUGCGCCGCGACUCGGGCGGGACCGGGCCGGGGGCUUCCGGCCGCCGCUCCCCCUGGCCGGGGCCGGAGGAUCCGCGGCGGUGGGGCCGAGCCCUUGACGCGGCAGAGCGGCCGGACUUGCCCUGCCCUGCCCUGCCCGCACGGCUGCGCUCACCCGCGGGCUCCUGCUGCGGGCCACGGGCGGGCUGUGACCUCCCUUAGGGCUGCAAGAGGCACCGCCAGCAAGCGUAGUGAGGAACUCUCUUCACACGUAAUUCAGUUCUCUUCUAGACAUAACCACCAGGUAGAUUAUAAACAAUGAACAGCAUUGCCAAAAGCGUUUUGCAGUCAGUGAAGCACGGGCGAGCUGCGUGGCUGAGGAACAGCUCUGCUCACUCUGGAAAGCAGCGUUUUCACAGGCUGGUUUUGGGAAUAGAGACGAGCUGUGACGACACCGGUGCUGCUGUGGUGGAUGAAGCUGGCUGUGUUCUGGGAGAAGCACUGCACUGUCAGAAGGAAGUUCAUUUACAAUCAGGAGGAAUAAUUCCCGUGGUUGCACAGCAGCUUCACAGAGAAAACAUCGACCAAGUGGUUCAAGAGGCCCUUUGUGCCAGCGGCGUUUCUGUGGCUGACCUUGCGGCUGUGGCGACCACAGUGAAACCGGGGCUCGCUCUGAGCCUGGGCGUGGGGCUGCAGUACAGCCGGAGCUUGGUCAGCAGGCACCAGAAGCCCUUCAUCCCCAUCCAUCACAUGGAGGCUCACGCACUGACCAUCAGGCUCACACAUCACCUAGAAUUUCCCUUCUUAGUUCUCCUAAUCUCUGGAGGCCACUGUCUCUUGGCAGUAGCACAAGGAGUUUCAGAUUUCCUCCUGCUUGGACAGUCCAUCGACAUUGCACCGGGUGACAUGCUGGAUAAGGUGGCACGAAGAUUGUCUCUAAGAAAGCACCCAGAGUGCCACAGCAUGGCUGGGGGAAAGGCCAUAGAGCACUUGGCUCAGACUGGGAACCAGGAACUGCUCACCUUCCGACUGCCCAUGCAGCAGUAUCGGAACUGCGACUUCUCUUUUUCUGGACUUCAAAACCUCGUCAAUAAUGCCAUUGAACAGAAAGAAAAAGAAGAAGGUAUUCAGGAAGGUGAGAUCUUGUCCUGUGUUAAGGAUGUUGCUGCUGCUGUACAGCACACAGUGGCUUUUCAUAUCAUCCAAAGGACGUAUCGAGCCAUGCUCUUCUGCAUCAAAAACAGCAUAUUACCAUCAAAAAAUGCCACUUUGGUUGUAUCAGGAGGAGUUGCAAGUAAUCAGUAUAUCCGAAAAGUUCUACAGAAUCUGGCAGAUGCAAAUGAUUUUGCUUUACUGUGUCCUCCUCCAAGACUCUGCACUGAUAAUGGUGUUAUGAUUGCAUGGAAUGGCAUUGAAAGGUUACGUGCAGGGCUGGGGGUCCUACACAGUACUGCUGGCAUCCGCUACGAGCCAAGAGCUCCCCUGGGAAUUGAUAUUUCAAAAAGAGUUGAAGAAGAUUCCAUCAAGGUGCCAAAAUUAAAAGAGAUACGAUGGUUGGCAUCUUAAAAAGUAACUUAAUAAAAUAAAUGCAACUAUAUAUAGUUCAAUGAAAA